Messenger RNA from Gongylonema pulchrum, 117 nucleotides. Lineage: Eukaryota; Metazoa; Nematoda; Chromadorea; Rhabditida; Gongylonematidae. The record is from the annotation of a GenBank genome assembly.
GAUAAUCUGUACUAUUUACCAUCACGUGAGACUUGCUUUUAUUACAUGAAUCCAGACGAACGGAAGGAUCUGGAAUACGAAGAUGGCAUGCCGAUUUAUGAGAUCGUUUACCAGUAA